Maniola jurtina (meadow brown) is the source of this 1393-nucleotide messenger RNA. RefSeq names its product solute carrier family 66 member 3. The transcript has 5 exons. NCBI's taxonomy places the organism in Eukaryota, Metazoa, Arthropoda, Insecta, Lepidoptera, Nymphalidae. Bases 241 to 927 code for a protein of 228 amino acids. The record is from RefSeq and is a predicted model, not a curated record.
AUUGUAGUUAUUGAAUAAUAAAAAAAAUGGCUGUAGCGAUAAACAGCAGGACAAAAAUGAAGUAUUUAAUUUAAAUUUUAAAUUAAACUAACUAUAACAAAAAUGCCAAAUGCCGCUUGAUAAGGAAAAAGCUUUGGCUUUUUGAGUGAUAUUUUAACACCCAAAAUGUUCAAAUUAAAAUAAAGGAAAAUCUUAGUCAAUAUUGUGCAUUGAAUCUGGUGUCUGAAAACGGCGAAAAUAAUGAUGGAUUCGCAAUUUGUACAAACAUUAGCGAAUGCAAUAAGCACUGCAACUGUUCUAUCAUGUUUAUUUUUAAAAGUGCCUCAAAUAAUGAACCUAAGAAAGAAAAGAUCUGCUGAAGGUAUAUACAUACAAGCAAUGUUGAUGGAGAUUACUGGAUUUACAAUAGUCACAUUGUACAAUUAUACUAAUCAGUAUGGUGUUAUGACUUAUCUGGAAUAUCCAAUCAUACUGCUGCAAGUGUAUGUCCUGUUGUAUUAUGUGUUAAAGUUUAAACGACUUUUGUCUGCACCAAUUGUGUCUAUAAUAACACUACUGUAUGUGGCUACUAUUAUUGGAUUUGCAUUAGGGGUGCUACCCAAAGAGGUUUUGUCAUACUUAGUGCCUUUCUGCACUCCAUUAAGUGGAUCAGCUAAAGUUACAUACAUAUAUGGAAUUAUUAAAGCGCAAAAUGCUGAUGCUGUGUCUCGAACUACUUGGAUUAUAUCUAUGUUAACAAAUAUUGCACGCCUGUUCACUGUCUACGUUGACUCAGCAGAUACCAAACUGAUGAUCAAUUUCUUUAUAUCAACAUUUCUAAGUGCUUGUGUAUUAAGCACAACUAUUUAUUAUCAAACAUACUAUAAAUAUAAGAAGCCUGGACAAAAUGGAAGAUCUGACCCAUGCCGUCAUUGCCAUGAAGAUUGAUUCCAUACAAAGUAUGUUGAUUUUACAAAAUAUUUUAUGGACGUUAUGGCUCCAAUACACAAUGGUCUGAUGCAAUCGGCGAGCUUGUUAACGCUGCUUGCAAAUGGGUUCAAUAUAGUGUGUUGCUUGUAGAAAAUCCCAUGAGUCUGCAAGCCAGCAAACAUUAGCUGCAAAAAAGCAAAUACACAUAUGCCAAUUUGACCUAUACGCCGAAUGUUUAGGGCUAAUGUGUAUUAGGUUAUUUAUGAAUGACAAGUUUUAGAUUGCUAAAUAUUUUUGUCAGCUGAUUGUAAUAAGAUUAGCAGACUUGCCUAUAAUAUAUUGUGCCAAUAAUAGGAUGUUUCGAUGUUCAAAUUUUCAUAAUUUUAAGUAGAUAAGUACCUAGUUAAUAAUUUUAUUAUGAGUCACAAUAUAAAAUAUAACAUUUUAUAGCUAAAGUAGGUAAUAAGAUAUAUUUUAAUAUUUU